UCCAUGGAGAUCCUUCGUAAGCUAAAGAUCCUUGCUGAUCAAAAAGAUGCUCUUGGCCUGAGAGAAGGUGCUCAGAACAAACCUUCGCCAAGGCCACCAACUCCUUUGGUAGAACAUGCUGAUGUUUAUGGGAGGGAUACUGAGAAAAAAAUCAUUGUUGAUCAGUUGCUGAAAGAUGAUGUUGAUAGUGGUAGGAACAUUUCUGUUAUCCCGAUUGUUGGGAUGGGUGGUCUUGGCAAAACCACUCUUGCUCGAGUUGUUUAUGACGAUGAUAGAGUACAAAAGUAUUUUGAGCUAAAAGUAUGGAUUACUGUGUUAGAUGAGUUUGAUAUUUUCAAGAUAACAAAAGAGAUCUUUGAGGGGGUCACCACCAACAAAUGUGGUACUGAAAACUUCAACGAACUUCGAAGGAAAUUGAAGGAAGCAUUGAGGGGGAAGAAAUUUCUCUUUGUUCAUGAUGAUGUUUGGAACGAGUCUUAUUCUUUGUGGGACACACUGAAGAGUUCUUUUGAGUCUGGAGCAAAUGGAAGUAAAAUUCUUGUGACUACUCGAAGCAUAAUUGUCGCCACUACUAUGGCCACUGGGCAGAUUCAUCAUCUACAAACUUUGUUGAAUGAAGAUUGUUGGCGAUUAUUUGUCAAACAUGCUUUUGGAAGUAAUUUUGACGAGAAUAGCAACAAAGAUCUGCAAGCACUUGGUAGAAAAAUAGUGGAGAAGUGCAAAGGCCUUCCUUUAGCAAUAAAGUCUCUUGGUGGAUUACUGCGCUGUGAACAAAAUCCUAAAAAAUGGGAAGAUAUACUUGGCAGUGACACAUGGUAGGAAUUGUACAAGAAAGAGAGCUCCAUUCUUCCAGCUUUAUGGUUGAGCUAUCGUCACUUUCCUACACAUCUCAAGCAAUGUUUUGCUUAUUGUUCUAUAUUUCCCAAAGACUAUGAUUUUGAAAGAGAAGAUUUUAUUUUGUUAUGGAUGGCUGAAGGGUUUUUGCCAAUGGAUUCAAAAAGAAAAAAGAUGGAGGAAUUUGGAAAGGAAUACCUUGAAGAUCUCUUAUCAAGGUCAUUCUUUCAAUGUUCGAGGAAGAAUGCAUCCUUUCUCCAAAUGCUUGACCUCGUACAUGAUUUAGCCAUGCUUGUAUCACAUGAUUUUUGCUUUAGGUUGGAUUUGAGUAGUGAUGUGCAUAGCCUUCCAACAAAGAUUCAUCAUCUGUCAUAUAAGAGAAGCUCUAAUUACGGCCUCGACAAACUCAAGGGUUUGAGUAAGGCUAAUUCUUUGUGU
Messenger RNA from Humulus lupulus (European hop), 1272 nucleotides. Its product is annotated as putative disease resistance RPP13-like protein 1. The transcript has a single exon. The record is from RefSeq and is a predicted model, not a curated record. Gene Ontology annotation, molecular function: ADP binding. NCBI's taxonomy places the organism in Eukaryota, Viridiplantae, Streptophyta, Magnoliopsida, Rosales, Cannabaceae. Bases 4 to 819 code for a protein of 271 amino acids. Gene Ontology annotation, biological process: defense response to other organism.